AUGAUGAUCUUUCUACGUCGUAGACAGGCUCAAAAGGAAUGGAUUGAGCGCGUCCAGACCCGAGUGACAGCGACGUCCAGCAUGCUACGCGACAUCAAGUCCAUCAAGAUGCUCGGACUUUCUCAGGUCCUAUUGAGCACCACGUCCAAGCUACGAAAAAUUGAGCUCAAAAUCUCUGAGCGGUUCCGGAAGCUGCUCAUCUGGGAAAUUGUUAUAUCUAACGUGCCCACUGAAUUCGCUCCUUUCGCAACCUUCGCUGUCUACACCAUCAUCGCGGUGGUAAAGCACGAUAAGACAUUACUUUCCAGUCAGGCCUUUACGUCUCUUUCGUUGAUCUCCCUCGUUACCAGUCCACUCAUCACCUUUGUCCAGGCUGUGCCUUCUGUGCGUCAAGCCAUGUCGUGUUAUCUUCGCAUUGAAGAAUACUGCGAAAAAGAGCCCGCUGGGCUUGUCACGCAUACAGCAUCAUCCCCUGUGCUCUCACUCACAGAUAAUGAUCGGGACGUGGAGCUGCGAUCAUUUCAACCAAAAUCAGAGUACAGUGCUACGCCUGUCUCUUUCGAGCGAGCUAAUGUUGGGUGGGCAAAGGCUGGCGAAAAUAAGCUUCACGACAUAACCUUGCGUGUCGGAUCGGGAGUUACCAUGCUAAUUGGACCAGUAGGUUCCGGAAAAUCCACCUUGCUCUGUAGUCUCUUGGGUGAAACAGUGAUCAAAUCUGGGGAUGUGCGGGUUGAAGAUCACCAAAUGGCGUAUUGUUCCCAAGCCCCCUUCAUAAUGAAUGAUACAGUGCGCCAGAACAUUACAUUCGGGUCGCCAUUUGAUCCGAAAUGGUAUGAGUUUGCCAUAUGGGCUUGCGGCCUCAAAGAAGACCUGUCAGAUAUGCCGGGUGGUGAUCUGUAUCGUGCAGGGACCAAUGGCCUUUCACUUAGUGGCGGCCAAAAGCAGCGGGUUGCAUUGUGCCGUGCUAUCUACUCGAGAAGAAGGCUGGUCGUCCUGGAUGAUGUCUUCAGUGGACUUGACUCGAGCAACACCAGAAUUAUUUCUACGCGUCUUUUCGGCCCGAAUGGAUACUUUCGCAGACCUGGGAUGACAGUCCUUCUAGCCACUCAUACAGAACAUUUAUUUCAAUAUGCGGACGAUAUUGUCGUUCUUGAGGAAGUGAGCACCGUCGGAACUGCAGACCACGCGGCAUCCGCGACGCAAGAGGGUGAUGAGCUGAGCAAUACCGCUGCGAAGCCUUCAGUUCCAGACUCUCAGAGCCCUCUGCGACGCGAAGGAACUUGGUCUGUGUACAAAUACUAUUUUAGGAGUGCUGGAUUCAUUCCGUUUGCAACCUGUCUGGCUUUCAUUGUUGUGGAAGCAGUCAGUGGAGACUUCACAACUCUAUGGAUCCAGUGGUGGGUGGAGGCCAACGAAAGGAGUCCCAACAAAGACGCGGGUGUGUAUUUGGGAGUGUAUGCUGCGCUCUUCGUGGUACAACUCGUAGGCAAUGUGGGUGGAUUGUGGCUUCUGAUUAUAAAUAUAAUCAACAAUACUGCGUUCAAUCUCCAUACAGACCUUCUCACUGCGACGCUGAGGUUUAGUCAAGAUAUGGAGUUGAUUGACAUGAUGCUUCCUUUGAUAGCAUCUAUGUACUUGACAGGUAAUACCCGUGCCCGUUUUUGCUUCCUUGGUUACCAUCCUAUUCAGCGAUCGAAAACGUGGGGUUUGGGGGUUGACCGGGUUCAAGAUGCUAACGCCAGCCAUUAUAGGAUUCGCAAGCUGCGUGGUCAAAUUGGUCAUCCUCUGCAUCGUCAGCAAGUACCUCGCAGUUGCAGUGCCAGCGCUUCUGAUCAGCCUAGUGAUACUCCAGAGAUAUUACCUUCGCACUUCUCGGCAGAAGCAGUUCAUGGGGUCACCACCCUCCGUGCUUUCGGCAUGAAUCCCUGGUUCCAGGAGAAACUGCACAUGCUCCUCGAUAAAUCACAAAGACCUUUUUAUAUGUUGUACUGCAUACAGCAAUGGCUGACCCUUGUAAUGGGCCUGAUUGUUGCGGCUUUGGCAGUGAUUAUUGUUGCGAUGACAACCUCUUUGGCCGACCAAUAUAACGGUGCGGCGGUCGGUGUUACUCUCAGCUUGAUCCUAACCUUCAACAGCACUAUUUCGAGCACUCUCCGGUCCUGGACUAGUCUUGAGACGACCAUCGGGGCAGUUUCGCGAGUUCAAAGAUUUGUGCGAGACACUCCUCGCGAGGCAAACCAUGACCUCAUGGGGAGCGUACUUCUGGGAGUAUCGGGUCACUCUCAGUUUACAAUCGCAUUCGAGAAUGUAACAGCAGGAUACAGCCAAGCCAGCCCGCCGGUCCUGAAGAAUCUGUCGCUCACUAUUCGCCAUGGUGAAAAGGUAGCCAUCUGCGGAGCAUCAGUCCAAAAAAUAUCGAUCGGCGGCUGCGACAUAUCGGAGCUCGAGAGACAAGCUAUUCACUCUGCUAUCAACGUUAUCCCGCAGGACUCGUUUCUGCUCUCCGGCACUGUUCGCUUCAAUCUGGAUCCGUUCGGAAUGACCACUGAUGAACGCAUCACUUCUGGGCUUCAGAAGGUAGGUCUUUGGAAUCGAAUCAGUACCGACGGGGGGCUAGAUAUGGACAUGUCCAGUAUCUCCACCUGGUCAGUGGGCGAAAGACAAUUGCUUGCGCUCGCCCGGGCGCUUGUGGUCCCGCGACCCAUCCUCAUCCUCGACGAGGCCACUAGUAGCGUCGACCGAGAGACAGAAGCAUUUAUGCAAGAAAUUAUCGAGCAGAAUUUUCGCCAUCAAACCGUGAUUGCUGUCAUUCAUCGCUUCGCUUACAUCGAUCGGUUCGAUCGGGUAGUGUUCCUCAAGGAUGGGGAGAUGCUUGAAUGCGACGUGCCGCAUGCAUUGCUGGGACGGGAAUGCAAUUUCCGGCAGCUAUACCGAGCCUGGGAGAGAGCAUAG
Aspergillus neoniger CBS 115656 is the source of this 2952-nucleotide messenger RNA. Its product is annotated as P-loop containing nucleoside triphosphate hydrolase protein. Lineage: Eukaryota; Fungi; Ascomycota; Eurotiomycetes; Eurotiales; Aspergillaceae. Gene Ontology annotation, biological process: transmembrane transport. Bases 1 to 2952 code for a protein of 983 amino acids. Gene Ontology annotation, cellular component: membrane. Gene Ontology annotation, molecular function: ATP binding; ABC-type transporter activity; ATP hydrolysis activity. The record is from RefSeq and is a predicted model, not a curated record. The transcript is spliced from 11 exons.